AAGAAGGCGGUUAGUCGGUACCGGGUUAUUUUCAUCAAGCUCGGUGUUUCUGGUCUGGAUCACAUUCUCUGUGGAAUUCUUGUGUGCAUUCCCUUCUCAGCGCGAAGUUCCGAUCAUGGGACACGGGCACGGCGAAAAAGGCCGACCCUUAAAAAAGUUCAAGGCCGCCGCUAAAUUGGACGAUCCCCGAAAAGGAUUCGUCGACGACGACGAUGUAUAUAUGGGCGAUGAUGGUUAUGACGACGACGGUGAGAAAGACAAGACUAAAGAUUUUAGCAAGUUAGAGCUUAAAAAAGAUCACGUGAAUCGGCCCCUUUGGGCUUGCGGCAACGGUCGGAUAUUCCUCGAGACCUUCUCUCCCUUGUACAAACAAGCUUAUGAUUUCCUUAUUGCCAUAGCGGAACCCGUUUGUAGGCCGGAGUCAAUGCACGAGUACAACCUCACUCCACAUUCACUGUAUGCUGCGGUCUCAGUUGGUCUGGAGACAGAAACGAUCAUAUCAGUUUUGAACAAGUUAUCCAAGACGAUGCUUCCUAAAGAGAUGAUAAAGUUCAUUCAGGAUUCAACCGCAAAUUAUGGCAAAGUAAAGCUUGUACUUAAGAAAAAUCGAUACUUCAUUGAAUCACCAUUUCCAGAGGUGUUGAAGACACUGCUUAGAGAUGAAGUUAUAUCUCGAUCAAGGAUCGCUUCUGAGGGUGCAACUGGUGAUGGAUUUACGAUUAGCAAAACAGCAGGUGAAAUUGAAGGAACUCAUGAUGAGUUGCUGAAUGAAGCAGAAGUAGCCGCAGCUGCAGAAGAGAAAGAAACUCAUUCAUUUGAAAUCGAUCCUUCUCAGGUUGAAAAUGUAAAGCAACGAUGCUUGCCAAAUGCAUUGAAUUAUCCCAUGUUGGAGGAGUAUGACUUUAGAAAUGAUACAGUCAACCCUGAUCUGGAUAUGGAGCUAAAGCCUCAAGCACAACCACGGCCAUAUCAAGAGAAGAGCCUGAGUAAAAUGUUUGGAAAUGGAAGAGCAAGAUCUGGUAUCAUAGUUCUACCUUGUGGUGCGGGUAAGUCUCUUGUUGGUGUUUCUGCAGCCUGCCGUAUAAAAAAGAGCUGUCUUUGUUUGGCAACAAAUGCCGUAUCUGUGGACCAGUGGGCGUUUCAGUUUAAGCUAUGGUCGACCAUCCGAGAUGAAAAUAUCUGUCGUUUCACAUCUGAUAGCAAGGAGAGGUUCCGUGGUAAUGCUGGAGUGGUUGUGACCACAUAUAAUAUGGUUGCUUUUGGUGGCAAACGGUCAGAAGAAUCUGAGAAGAUCAUUGAAGAAAUUAGAAACAGAGAAUGGGGAUUGCUUCUCAUGGAUGAGGUGCAUGUGGUCCCUGCACACAUGUUUCGGAAGGUCAUUAGCCUCACUAAAUCCCACUGCAAACUUGGGCUCACAGCCACACUUGUGAGAGAGGAUGAAAGAAUUACAGAUCUGAAUUUUCUCAUUGGUCCCAAGUUGUAUGAAGCAAAUUGGUUGGAUCUCGUGAAAGGUGGGUUUAUUGCAAAUGUACAGUGUGCUGAAGUAUGGUGUCCAAUGACAAAAGAAUUUUUUGCGGAGUAUUUGAAGAAGGAGAAUUCCAAGAAGAGGCAGGCGCUCUAUGUGAUGAAUCCAAAUAAGUUCAGAGCAUGCGAGUUUCUCAUAAAGUACCAUGAAACACAGCGUGGUGAUAAAAUUAUAGUCUUUGCUGAUAAUCUUUUUGCUCUAACUGAGUAUGCCAUGAAACUUCGCAAACCAAUGAUAUAUGGUGCUACAAGCCAUGUUGAGAGGACAAAAAUUCUACAAGCAUUCAAAACUAGCAAAGAUGUCAAUACUAUAUUCCUUUCCAAGGUGGGUGAUAACUCAAUAGACAUUCCAGAAGCAAAUGUGAUAAUUCAGAUCUCUUCACAUGCUGGUUCAAGGCGUCAAGAAGCCCAACGUCUAGGCCGUAUUCUUAGGGCAAAGGGUAAGCUUCAGGAUAGGAUGGCAGGUGGCAAGGAGGAGUAUAAUGCAUUCUUUUAUUCUCUCGUGUCGACAGAUACCCAGGAGAUGUACUACUCAACCAAGAGGCAGCAAUUUUUAAUUGAUCAGGGUUAUAGCUUUAAGGUAAUUACAAGCUUGCCUCCAGCUGGAGAAGAAGCUUCAUUGAAUUAUUAUCAUCUUGAGGAUCAAUUGGCCCUCCUUGGAAAGGUCUUGAGUGCUGGUGACGAUGCUGUUGGUCUAGAGCAACUAGAAGAAGAUGCAGAUGAAAUAGCUCUCAACAAUGCCCGGCGUUCGACAGGAUCCAUGAGUGCCAUGUCAGGUGCAAAGGGAAUGGUUUACAUGGAGUACAGUACUGGGCGUAACAAAGGUCAAGCGCAGAUCAAGAGCAAGCCAAAAGAUCCAUCUAAGCGACACAUUUUAUUUAAAAGACGCUAUGGCGCACAUUAGGUGUACUCACCAGAGCUGGGCACUGUUUAUCCAACUAAAUCAGUUGCUGUCUAUGAGACAUAAGGUCUAUGGCCCGCAGAUUGUAGAGACAUUUUGCUUUAUGUAAAAUCAGAAAAUCAGUUUUCCUUCUGAGAUUCAUGCUAGUCAGCUUCAACUGCUUGCAGCUCCUCAUAGCAUACUGUGUUACAGCGCGAAGGGAAAACUGUCAACCACACUUGCGAAGCUCUUUGCGGAGAGUCGAUCUCGGAUGAUAAUAUUCCAAGCACAACUAUUGUCUACAGAGCUUAUAGGUAGUAUUCAUGAACAUUUGUAAGGCUCAAGUUUUCAUGAGCAUAAGGAGAGUAAAGGUGCUUUGGAUGCCCUAAAUGACUACUUGAAAAUAAUAGAAACGACGGGUCUUUUAACUUCGUAGAAGAUAUAGGAAGACUCAUAAUGUGCAAUUGAGAGUUUUACUUAUGGGCAUGUUUCUAGUUGUGCUAUUUGUUAAUUGCUCGUUAUAUUCAAUGUAUAAAAAAUUCUAUACUUGUCAGAGCCUCUUUAAGAUUAUCACAUUUUACUUUGUCAUGAUUUAUAUCACGGACACAAUCUCCCGGA
Molecule: messenger RNA, 3022 nt
Organism: Prosopis cineraria
Lineage: Eukaryota; Viridiplantae; Streptophyta; Magnoliopsida; Fabales; Fabaceae
Product: general transcription and DNA repair factor IIH helicase subunit XPB1
Exons: 20
Coding region: 116-2428 (770 amino acids)
Biological process (GO): transcription initiation at RNA polymerase II promoter; nucleotide-excision repair
Cellular component (GO): transcription preinitiation complex; transcription factor TFIIH holo complex; nucleotide-excision repair factor 3 complex
Molecular function (GO): 3'-5' DNA helicase activity; ATP binding; hydrolase activity
Source: RefSeq, a predicted model, not a curated record